AUGUCACAACCAGAGUCCUUGCUGCCAAAAGAGCGCAUCGAGCGUAAUUUGGCAUUGCACCGUGCUGCAGGGGCUGGUGAUAUGAUAGCAUGCGAAACACUCCUUUCGAUUACCCAACCAGCUGCUGAAUGGAAUGGUUCUGCCGAUGCAUGGUACGCGGACGAGGCCAUGUUAGGCUGGGAUGCAUUGCAUUAUGCUGCGGACGGGGGACAUCCAGACAUUAUAAAGCUUCUGUUGAAAAAUGGUGCCUUGUGGAAUGCCGUCGACGAACUGGGAUUCACUGCAGCUGAUAUCGCUUGGUCGCGUAAUUAUACCAAAUGCUACGAUAUCCUAUUCCAAGAAGGCGUGCGCCAGUCCUUUCUAGUCCCAGUCAUUGCACGACACGCAAAAUUGGAUGAUGAAAGCAUGGAAAUGCAUGCAGAACAUCAGGCCUCUCGUGAAGAUGAAAAUGGAUCUACGCUUGUGACACUCAAGUCCGGGUCACAAGAAGAAGUGACGUACUCAAACGCUGAAUUUCUCAAAAGCAAGCUUACAUUCAUGAAGGAUGAAAAUGGUCAAUGGCGAUGCCUUGACAAAGAUAACAACAUGGUCAUGGCUGAAUGGGAGAAUGAAAUUAUGCACGCAUCAGCCAAGGUUCUUUGUGAAGAUCAGCCUAGAGGUUUCUCGAUCCUGAAUGUCGGCUUCGGCUUAGGAAUAAUCGAUGAGAUGAUCCAGACGUACAAGCCUCGCCGUCAUGUCAUUAUCGAGCCCCAUCCUGAUGCCAUUGCAUUUAUGCGGGAGCAAGGAUGGGAUCAACGUGCGGGCGUAGAAAUCUUUGAGGGGACAUGGGAAGACUUCCUGCAGCCAGAAAAUGACGAAGAUGGAAGUAUUGCCAUGAAAUUGGGAGUAUUUGAUGCAAUUUACUUCGAUACAUAUUCACAAGAUUACCAAGAUCUUCGACGCUUUUUUGAAUGCUUGCCUAAUGUUUUAUCAGGCCCUGAUUCACGAUUUUCAUUUUUCCAUGGUCUAGCUGCUACAAACGGCUUCUUCUAUAACAUCUUCACGCGCGUGGCGGAACUCGACCUGCGUGAAAUCGGACUCGAAACCAAGUGGCAUGCACUACCCAUGAGCGUCAAAGAAGAUACGUGGAAAGGCAUCAAACGAAAAUACUGGACAUUAGACGAGUACUAUCUACCAGUAUCGCACAUGCGACUGAUUGAGUAG
Molecule: messenger RNA, 1203 nt
Organism: Malassezia restricta
Lineage: Eukaryota; Fungi; Basidiomycota; Malasseziomycetes; Malasseziales; Malasseziaceae
Product: type IV protein arginine methyltransferase
Exons: 3
Coding region: 1-1203 (400 amino acids)
Biological process (GO): peptidyl-arginine methylation
Cellular component (GO): nucleus; cytoplasm
Molecular function (GO): protein arginine N5-methyltransferase activity; protein binding
Source: RefSeq, a predicted model, not a curated record